GGGGUCACCCCGGGCGGCGCAGGUCAGGUGGGCAGAAGGUGGGGACUGGUGUAGCGGGAGCAGAAGAGGGCACGCGGGGGCGCCCCGGGAGUGAUGCGGCGAGCCGCGCGCGGCGGGUACCGGCAGAAGCGAGGCCGGGAGGGAAAGCAGGCGGAGGCGGCCCUCGGGGGCUCCGGGGCGCGCCUCCCCGUCCAGCAGCCGGCCGGCCCCGGCACUCGCGCGCCGCCCGCCCCCGCCGAGCCCGAGCCCGAGCCCCAGUCUGCGGGGCGAUGGAGCCAAGCGGCGCGGAGGGCGCGGCGGGGGACCCGUACCGGCGGCCGGCGCGGCGCACGCAGUGGCUGCUGAGCGCGCUGGCGCACCACUACGGGCUGGACCGCGGCGUGGAGAACGAGAUCGUGGUGCUGGCCACCGGCCUGGACCAGUACCUGCAGGAGGUCUUCCACCACCUGGACUGCCGCGGCGCCGGCCGCCUGCCCCGCGCCGACUUCCGCGCGCUCUGCGCUGUGCUGGGGCUGCGCGCCGAGGGCACCCCGGGGGAGGCGGCCGGCGGGGACGCGGGGGGCCCUGGGGGGGCCGCCGGCGGGGACGCGGACGCGGACGCCCAGGAGGAGGCGCGCCUGGCGCUGAGCGCCGAGCCCCCCGAGCUCACCUUCCGCCAGUUCCACGCGCGCCUGUGCGGCUACUUCGGCUCCCGCGCCGGCCCCCGGCUGCCCCGCGGCGCGCUCAGCGAGCACAUCGAGACGCAGAUCCGCCUGCGCCGCCCGCGCCGCCGCCGCCCGCCGCCCCGCGCCUCCAGCCCCGACGGCAGCCCCGACGGCAUCCCGGAUGGCGAGCGCUGGGCGCGGCUGCAAGAGGAGAACGGCAGCCUGCGCGAGCUGGUGGAGGACCUGCGCGCCGCGCUGCAGAGCAGUGACGCCCGCUGCCUAGCGCUGCAGGUCGGUCUCUGGAAGAGCCAGGCGGGCGCGCGGGAGGCGGGGCGCGGCGGGCCGGAGCCGGAGCCGGAGCCGGAGCCCGCACGGGAGCUGCGGCAAGCGAGGGGCGCGCUGGCGGCGGCCGAGGCCCGAGCGGGCAGGCUGCGCCGGGGCCAGGCAGAGGUGCGGUGGCGCGCGGAGGAGGCCCGGCAGGCGGUGCUGCGCAGCCUGCGGCGGGUGCGCGAGCUGGAGGCGCUGGCCGGGCAGGUGCCGGCUCUGCAGCGCUGUGUGCAGAGGCUGGAGAGCGAGCUGCGGCGCUACAGGUCAGAGGACACCCAGCCCCCAGCCUCAGAAGGCAGCCUGGGCCCAGAAGCCGGGAGUGGUGAGCCUGCAGAUUGUGCAGGGAGUGGCCCAGACACGCGCGCAGAGGGAGCUUCCUGCUCAGACAGCAGCUCCUCCCAGAGCAGAGCCCUGGAUAAAGCUCGUGCUUCUCCAGCAGUGGACGAGCAGCUCUUCCGCUCAGUGGAGGGCCAGGCGGCCUCUGAUGAGGAGAAGGAGGAGGAGGGAGAGAAGAGGCCACCAGCUGAGGUGAAGAAGCUGCUGGCUGGCCUCUCCAGCUGCGGGAGCUGGUGUGACGACCAGACGGCCAAGGUACUCCUGGCUUACUUCAGCCACUUUGGCAGCGCCGACCAUGCCCAGGCACUGGGGGAGCUGGACACUCACAUGGCCAUGCUGGUGGAGCAGCGGGGGACCCCUGACCACAGCAGGAAGACCCAGGGGCCACCUGGGGAGCAGGCAGCGCUGCAACAGAAGGAAGAAGAGAGUGAGCGCCUGAGGCUGGAGCUGCACAUGGUAGAGACAGAGAGGGUGCGGCUGUCCCUGCUGGAGGAGAAGCUGGUGGACGUGCUACAGCUUCUGCAGAGACUCCGGGACCUGAACAUCUCGAAAAGAGCUCUGGGGAAGAUUCUGCUGAGCACGCUGGAUGCCUGCAGGGACCUCACCCAUGAGGAGACAUCUGGCCCCUCUGCCAUCCUGGAUGCCCUGCACAAAGCCUUGGCUGGCUGUGAGCUCUUAAGGAAAGUGCCCCUGGCACCGGCCUCCGCAGCUCCUGUGCCCACCAACUCCGUCCUCAUCUCCUGUUGAGGCACUGGCCCACCCUGUGGCGUGUGUUCAGCAUGACAGCCAUCAAACCAGCCUUCAGGAUGAGCCUGACUAACCUCCAGGAUCUGCUGCUGCCACAUCCUGGAAAUGCUGGAGACCCCAGCUCCUUCUGAAUCUCUGGGAGGCCUAAGCCCAGAGUCCCCCCCCACCCCGCCCUGCAGUGCCUGGCAGCCAUCUCUCCCUUGCGCCCCACCCCCAGAUGCCCCUGUAGCUCCUGCGUUCCUGCCGCCAGAGUUCACUCAGGCCCAGAGGUUACUGGGUCAGUCUGUACCUGCUGCUGCACUUGCAGUGCAGGUGACACUCUCCUGCUCAGAAUCCCUUCCUAGACUCCAAGGGUCUCUUCUUGCCACACUGCCCCCCUCUUCCCACCAGCGUGCCUGCUGCAAGGACACUGUGCCCAACCUUCAGGCCACACCUGGGACUGGGGAGAUGACCUAGCCCCCGCAGUGGGGGGAACGCUAUAGGGGUGCUCCUGGUGGAGGCUGGCCUUGAACUAGCUCUGGCAGAGAGGUAGGAUUUAGAUGGGGAGAAGAGCAAAGGUGUUGUCACAAAGGGUCCUUGUUUAUAAGGUGCAGGAGUCCCUCUCCCCUGAACACAAAGUAGGUGCUAGACCUGAGGUCACAAGAAGGUCUAGGCGAGAACACUCAGUUCACCUGUCUUGAGCUCUCACAGGAGAGAAAGGUGGGCUGG
Molecule: messenger RNA, 2762 nt
Organism: Erinaceus europaeus (western European hedgehog)
Lineage: Eukaryota; Metazoa; Chordata; Mammalia; Eulipotyphla; Erinaceidae
Gene: EFCC1
Product: EF-hand and coiled-coil domain containing 1
Exons: 8
Coding region: 270-2054 (594 amino acids)
Molecular function (GO): calcium ion binding
Source: RefSeq, a predicted model, not a curated record